Messenger RNA from Arachis ipaensis, 1713 nucleotides. It is a transcript of the gene KCS21, whose product is annotated as 3-ketoacyl-CoA synthase 21. Gene Ontology annotation, cellular component: membrane. The record is from RefSeq and is a predicted model, not a curated record. Gene Ontology annotation, biological process: fatty acid biosynthetic process. Gene Ontology annotation, molecular function: acyltransferase activity, transferring groups other than amino-acyl groups. NCBI's taxonomy places the organism in Eukaryota, Viridiplantae, Streptophyta, Magnoliopsida, Fabales, Fabaceae.
AUGCUCUGAUUGGACUGAAUGACACAUCCUAUUAUUCUGCCUGGGCUAUGCAUGAUUGUGUGAAAGUCAACGGAAACCAAGUUUAUUGGCAUAUUGCAAAUCAUCCAGUACCUUUCUAUGUGGGUCUAGCAAUCCUCUACUUUGCAUACAGAAGAAAAGCACCAAUUUACUUGAUAGACUUUACCUGCUACCGUCCACCUAGUUCUCAUAGGCUACCUAUUGCCAUGUUUGAAGAGAAUAGUGUUUUAGAUGAUUUAGAUCCAGAGUCUGUUGCUUUCCAGUGCAAGAUCAUAGCGAAAUCUGGAUUCAGUGAGGAAACAGCCAUUACUCCAUCUUUAGCACAGAUACCAAAAGUAAAAUCUCUUGCCUUAGCCCUUGAUGAGGUCGAAACCAUAAUGUGUUCAGCAAUCUCAGACCUGUUUUGGAGAAACAACAUCAACCCGAAAUCCAUCGACAUACUAAUCACCAACAGUUGUGUGUUCUGUCCUACACCAUCUCUUAGUGCCAUGGUGGUUAACAAGUUCAAGAUGAGGAGCAACAUCAUGAGCUUCAACCUAUCAGGUAUGGGGUGUAGCGCCGGAAUCAUAUCGGUCAGUCUGGCUAAGGACUUGUUGAGGGUUCAUAGGGGCUCAUUAGCUCUAAUUGUGAGCUCAGAGACCCUUAAUCUGAAUUGGUACACAGGUAAAGUACACUCCAUGUUGCUGACUAAUUGUCUCUUCAGAAUGGGUGGUGCUGCUAUAUUGAUGUCUAGCAAGGUUAAUGAUAAACAUAAAGCAAAGUAUGAACUACAACAUAUUGUUAGAACGAUCAAUGCUAAAGAUGAUCAAGCUCAUAGAUGUGUCUACCAGGAUGUGGAUCCAGAAAACAAAGAAGGUAUUGCGAUAUCAAAGGAUGUUGUCCAUGUGGCCGGAGAUACAUUGAAGAAGAACAUAGCUUCACUAGGGCCAUUAGUUUUGCCAUUGAGAGAGCAAUUCCUAUAUGUAAUUUCUAUUAUAUGCUGCAAGGUGUUGUAUGGAAGAAGAUCAGGCAUCUAUACUCCAAAUUUCAAUCUCGCCUUCGAGCAUUUCUGCAUACACUCCGGGGGAAGAUCUGUCAUAAAUGCCAUUGAGAGAAGCUUGAGGUUAAGGAAACAGGACGUGGAAGCAUCCAACAUGACCCUUUACAGGUUUGGAAACACGUCGUCUUCUUCGAUUUGGUAUGAGCUUAGCUACACAGAAGCGAAAGGGAGGAUGAAACGUGGCGAUAGGGUGUGGCAAAUCGCCAUUGGAAGCGGAUUCAAGUGUAGCAGCGCGGUGUGGAAAUGUUUACAGGACGUGACCCCGGACAAUGGCAGUGCUUGGAGGGAUACAAUUAACAUGUACCCUGUACAAGUAACUGAUAUGAAAAUAAGCUGAAGCUGCUAAUCACUAUUGUGGAGUUUUAGUUCCUUGUACACAUUUUGUGUUUUGCUGCUUUCAACUUUCAAGCUCCAACUUCUUUAUUCCUUUUCAAUGAUCUUUAAUUUUUAAACGAAUAAGGUGUAAUAUCUGCAAAAUUCUUAUCAAAUAGCACUAGCUAGGACUUCAGUGAAGAAACAAAUCAAGUGAUAGAUUUCAAAAGGGAUCAAGCAUAUAAUGAUGUAAGAGAGUACAAUUUUAUUUAUUAAGUCCCGCAUUUAACCUCUUCUUUACUUCUGUCACUGUGUUAUAAAAAUUCAUCCAUUUAUUCUCAUAA